Spirodela intermedia is the source of this 2726-nucleotide messenger RNA. The record is from the annotation of a GenBank genome assembly. Lineage: Eukaryota; Viridiplantae; Streptophyta; Magnoliopsida; Alismatales; Araceae.
AUGUCAGUCAAGCGGCUUGACUUCAACACCCCCCUCCCCUCUGUCCGCCGGUUCGGCUCUGCCCUUCCGCUCACGCCGGUAUUCUACUCCCCCAGUACUGUAAAAGAGGAAUGCGGAAGGGGGAGGGCGAUGGGAGAGAGUCCUCAGAGAUCGCCGCUGCCUUUCUACAAGUCGGAUGUGAACUCAGGCCCCAUUCAGAAACCUGGCGUUGUUCCUUUCUCGUGGGAGCAGCGCCCGGGGCAGCCGAAGGAUGGAUUUGUUGCAGACGCAACGCCUGCAACGCCGGCGGAGCAUCCGGUGGUUUCCUCCAGCCCGCCACCGCCUGGUGGGGCGUCGAGACGAUCUCUGCAUGAGAAGGAAGAAGCCGAUGUUGAUGGCCUCGAUUCAACGAUUGAUUGUGCCUUUGCCCUCGGAUCAUUCCCCGUCUCCCCAAAUUGCCCUGUGUCUGCUACGGCUUUUUCCAUGCCCUCUUCUCCUCUGUAUAGAACCUCAUCGAAAUCCAUGGAGAGCUCCAUGGAAACCCCGGAGGAAAGGACGAGGACGACGCCGGUCUCGGCGAAAGCACGGACGCUGGAGGAACAACUCAGCAGCCGAAAGGAGAAAGAUAGAGAGGAAGUCGUCUUCUCCGAUGCACCGGCGAUGCUGUCGAGUACUGAGUCAUGCUUCAUGAAAGGCAGCAUGGGCGGGCUGAGCGAGGAGAUCAAAUCGCGCGCACCUUCCGGGAGAUUUUCAACUGAUUCACAACUCCCCGACUUCAUGGCGGGCCAGUUUCUUCCUGCGGCAAAGGCGACGGCGACAGUCUCGCCGCAGUUCUCAUCGAUGAAGUUGUCCCGCGAGCCUCCGAGACCAGUGGUUGAAAAUGAGCGUGAAAGACGGCGGCCGGUCGUUCCUCUGCCUUACCAGCACCGGCCUGAUCGUGCCUCCACCUACUCCCCGAUUCACCCUCAAACAGGGACCAGAAACAGAGAAAGUGAUGACGAUGAUCACGAGGAUGACGAUAGAUGUGAUGAGGUUGGCCAACUGUGGAUGAAGGGCUGUGGAAUCUUUCCCAGACUAUGUCUGAAGAGUUCCUUCUGCCACCUGAACCCUCUCCAAGGAACGAAGGCCAGGGGCCAGGUGAUCUUGCCAGCCGCUCAUGAGAUUGAUACUCGGCUAAGACCUGCUACCAGUGAAUACGAGGUAAGACUGAGAACCGGGCAGAUCAACCUAUUGGGUACUCGGUCUUGUUUCUUGAUUUGCUGAAUGUUUCGGGUUUCACCAUUGCAGAAUUCGUGGGAAGAAGUUUGCAGGUACAACAUGGGGCCAGCGCAUCAGCCAUUAAGGCAGAAGGGAAGUAAGGUAUCCAGCGAGUCCAACCAUCUCUGCUAUUGGAGCGAUUCCCAGACACCCGACGGGUCCUCUCUCUGCUGUCGCUCUAACCGUGCUUCGUCUCACCUGCCUCCAUCCCCGAUCUACGGAGGGAAGUACUGUAGAUCGUCUGCAUCCUAUUGCGCAGAUGAUGAGCGCGAGUGGGAGAUCACCCGUCUGAACCACAAGCAAUCAUCUGCAUCAGCAAUCACCCAGCUGGAAAGUUCAGACUACGAAGCUUGUCCCUCGGUACAGAAGGUCAUCCUGAAUAAUAGCUCAGACGAUUUUCUGCAACAAAUGAACAUCUACGCAGAGGAUUCUAGGCAGAAUCAUGUGCAUUUCCCAGAGCCGGUGAAAGGUGGAGACCAAGGGAAGAAUGACGGCGAUCUUCUGCAACCGCUUCGUUUACCCUCCGAGUCCUGGCUUUUUCGCACCUUGACUCGUGUGCCAUCAAAGAAACAACCAACUCUGCGGUCACUCUUUUGUUCACCGUUGCUGCCCGAGGAGGAGGUUCAUGGGGCAUCGCCUGCUGAUCCCAGGUUGGAAACCACGGUCAAACUCCCCGAGCUUCCCAAAUGCCAGAUGCGUUUUGCCGAUGUAAUCCCAUUGCUCCUUAGCCCCAUCUAUUUAAAUUUUCUGCCAGAAAAUCGAAGGCAUUGCCGUGAAACCAUUUCUGCAUCGCAGGUCUUGGCGAGGCCUGCAAGUGAGGAUUGAAAGGCCUUGUCUCUACUGCUGCUGCCGCCCCUUAUCUUGACUCACUGACUGCCCACUUGCAGCCCCACUCGGACCAUUUUUGCUCUCAGGUAAGCUUCCCUUCGUCAAAUUUUUAGCUCAUUUCUCUCUCUCUCUCUCUCUCUCUCCAGAAAAAUGAAAGAUUCAACAAUGUUCAUGUUCAGGAUUGGGAAGAAGACGGGGAAUCGAGACGGACCUCCAGAGAGUAAGAUGAGAUCUGGGGAAAGCCUCCAUUAAGCGAGGAUGGAAAACCCAAGACUGAGUUGAAGACCGAGUUCAAAACCGGAGCUGAAGAAGAAGACCGUGGAGGACUUCGCCGCCGUCACCAUCCACCGUCUCUGACGGCGGCCAACCCCCGACGGCCUCCGGGUCUCCAACUUCAUCUCUUACUUCGGUACACCCCUCUUCUUCGCAGUCGUAACUUUUCGCCCGGAGCUCCCCUCCCUGUCGUCUGUACCAUCUGAGCAAUCCUUCCGGGAUCACCCUGUUUUGGAGGAUCGUCAGAGCUUCCUGCUCGCAGACGCCUAUCGAGACCAUCCUUAAAUCAUCAAAUUAUCUCUUUCUCAUAUACAGGGGAGACGGCGAAGAGGACGCUUAACGAUUCUCAUGAAGGUGGUGGAGCCGGAGAGUUGACCAAAAGGAGCUGA